This is a messenger RNA of Cryptomeria japonica (Japanese cedar), 495 nucleotides long. RefSeq lists its product as uncharacterized. The record is from RefSeq and is a predicted model, not a curated record. The transcript is spliced from 4 exons. Bases 1 to 495 code for a protein of 164 amino acids. NCBI's taxonomy places the organism in Eukaryota, Viridiplantae, Streptophyta, Pinopsida, Cupressales, Cupressaceae.
AUGGGUUCUCCAAAGGUAGCUGUAGUCAUUAUUGUUCUUGCACUUUCAAUCAUGGAUGUACUGCUGGUUCAAGGUUUCGAAUGUGAGAAGCUCCCAAUGGAUUUCUGCGCUUUUUCAGUGUCAUCCACAGGAAAUCGCUGUGUGCUUGACUAUAAAUACUCCUCCACAUCAGCUCAACAUGAAUGUCAGUCCUCUGGUAUCAUGGUAGAGAAGUUUUCAGAAUGGAUUGAGAGUGAAGAAUGUCUAGAUUCAUGUGGUUUACAAAGGAUAUUUGUGGGCCUGUCAUCUGAUGAUCUGAACAGCUAUUCUCCAUUCAGUUCCCAGUUGUGCUCAGAGAAGUGCCAAAACAAUUGCCCCAACAUUGUGGAUCUUUACUCUAAUCUAGCUGCAGGAGAAGGGAUAUACUUGCCUAGUCUUUGCGAGAUUAACAAGAAAAUAUCUGAGGGAUAUGAAGCAGAUGCACCAGCCCCUAGCCCCUAUGGCUAUACCUCUUGA